This is a messenger RNA of Anguilla rostrata (American eel), 5287 nucleotides long. RefSeq names its product tenascin-X-like. Bases 236 to 5287 code for a protein of 1683 amino acids. Gene Ontology annotation, molecular function: protein binding. Lineage: Eukaryota; Metazoa; Chordata; Actinopteri; Anguilliformes; Anguillidae. The transcript has 39 exons. The record is from RefSeq and is a predicted model, not a curated record.
UCCCUCAGGCUCUGUCCAUCUUAGGAGCAGAGAUAUAACAGACUCGUCUGUCACUCUUUUCUGGACCCAGCCCUCUGUCCAGUACAGCACCUACCACAUCACUUUCACAAGCCUGAGAGAUGGAGGUGGAACAAUUCAAGCCAAUGUAGGAGGAAGGGCCCUCAGCUUCACUCAGACUGGACUGGCUGCAGGUCAGAAGUACAAGGUGUCAAUCAGAGGAGAGAGAGAUGGGAAGAUGGGACCAGAGAGCACCACUGAGUUCACGACUGCUCCCUCAGGCUCUGUCCAUCUUAGGAGCAGAGAUAUAACGGACUCGUCUGUCACUCUUUUCUGGACCCAGCCCUCUGUCCAGUACAGCACCUACCACAUCACUUUCACAAGCCUGAGAGAUGGAGGUGGAACAAUUCAAGCCAAUGUAGGAGGAAGGGCCCUCAGCUUCACUCAGACUGGACUGGCUGCAGGUCAGAAGUACAAGGUGUCAAUCAGAGGAGAGAGAGAUGGGAAGAUGGGACCAGAGAGCACCACUGAGUUCACGACUGCUCCCUCAGGCUCUGUCCAUCUUAGGAGCAGAGAUAUAACAGACUCGUCUGUCACUCUUUUCUGGACCCAGCCCUCUGUCCAGUACAGCACCUACCACAUCACUUUCACAAGCCUGAGAGAUGGAGGUGUAACAGUUCAAGCCAAUGUAGGAGGAAGGGCCCUCAGCUUCACUCAGACUGGACUAGCUGCUGGUCAGAAGUACAAGGUGUCAAUCAGAGGAGAGACAGAUGGGAAGAUGGGACCAGAGAGCACCACUGAGUUCAUGACUGCUCCCUCAGGCUCUGUCCAUCUUAGGAGCAGAGAUAUAACAGACUCGUCUGUCACUCUUUUCUGGACCCAGCCCUCUGUCCAGUUCAGCACCUACCACAUCAAUUUCACAAACCUGAGAGAUGGAGGUGGAACAAUCCAAGCCAAUGUAGGAGGAAGGGCCCUGAGCUUCACUCAGACCGGACUGGCUGCAGGUCAGAAGUACAAGGUGUCAAUCAGAGGAGAGAGAGAUGGGAAGAUGGGACCAGAGAGCACCACUGAGUUCACUACUGCUCCCUCUGUCUCUGUCCUUCUUCGGAGCAGAGAUAUCACAGACUCUUCUGUCACUCUUUUCUGGACCCAGCCUUCUGUCCAGUACAGCACCUACCACAUCACCUUUAAAAGCCAGCGAAAUGGAGAUGAAACUAGAACAGCAACAGUAGGGGGAAGGCUCACCAGCUUCACUCCGACUGGACUGGCUGCAGGUCAGCAGUACAAGGUGUCAAUCAGAGGAGAGAGAGAUGGGAAGAUGGGACCAGAGAGCACCACUGAGUUCACUACUGCUCCCUCGGGCUCUGUCCAUCUUAGGAGCAGAGAUAUAACAAACUCGUCUGUCACUCUUUUCUGGACCCAGCCCUCUGUCCAUUACAGCACCUACCACAUCACUUUCACAAGCCUGAGAGAUGGAGGUGGAACAAUUCAAGCCAAUAUAGUAGGAAGGGCCCUCAGCUUCACUCAGACUGGACUGGCUGCAGAUCAGAAGUACAAGGUGUCAAUCAGAGGAGAGAGAGAUGGGAAGAUGGGACCAGAGAGCACCACUGAGUUCACGACUGCUCUUUCAGGGCCUGUUCAUCUUAGGAGCAAAGAUAUAACAAACUCGUCUGUCACCCUAUUCUGGACCCAGCCCUCUGUCCAGUACAGCACUUAUGACAUCACUUUCACAAGCCUGAGAGAUGGAGGUGGAACAAUUCAAGCCAAUGUUGGAGGAAGGCUCUCCAGCUUCACUCAGACUGGAUUGGCUGCUGGUCAGAAGUACAAGGUGUCAAUCAGAGGAGAGAGAGAUGGGAAGAUGGGACCAGAGAGCACCACUGAGUUCACGACUGCUCCCUCUGGCUCUGUCAACCUUCGGAGCAGAGACAUAACAGACUCUUCUGUAUAUCUUUUCUGGACUCAGCCUUCUGUCCAGUACAGCACCUACCACAUCACUUUCAAAAGCCAGAGAGAGGAAGAUAAAAUGAUUCAAGUCAAAAUAGGAGGAAGGCUCACCAGCUUCACUCAGACUGGAUUGGCUGCUGGUCAGAAGUACAAGGUGUCAAUCAGAGGAGAGAGAGAUGGGAAGAUGGGACCAGAGAGCACCACUGAGUUCACGACUGCUCCCUCUGGCUCUGUCAACCUUCGGAGCAGAGACAUAACAGACUCUUCUGUAUAUCUUUUCUGGACUCAGCCUUCUGUCCAGUACAGCACCUACCACAUCACUUUCAAAAGCCAGAGAGAGGAAGAUGAAAUGAUUCAAGUCAAAAUAGGAGGGAGGCUCACCAGCUUCACUCAGACUGGAUUGGCUGCUGGUCAGAAGUACAAGGUGUCAAUCAGAGGAGAGAGAGAUGGGAAGAUGGGACCAGAGAGCACCACUGAGUUCACAACUGCUCCGUAUGGCUUCAUCUAUUUCCAGACCAGAGAUACAACAGACUCAUCUGUCACACUGUUCUGGACCCAGCCUUCUGUCCAGUACAGAACCUACCACAUCACUUUCAAGAGCCAGAGAGAGGGAGAAAAAAUUAUUCAGGCCAAAAUAGAAGGGAGGCUCACCAGCUUCACUCAGACUGGAUUGGCUGCUGGUCAGAAGUACAAGGUGUCAAUCAGAGGGGAGAGAGAUGGGAAGAUGGGACCAGAGAGCACCACUGAGUUUACAGCUGCACCAUCUGGUUCUGUCCAUCUUCGGAGCAGAGAUUUAACAGACUCUUCUGUCACUCUUUCCUGGACCCAACCUUCUGUCCAGUACAGCAACUACCACGUCACUUUCAAAAGUCAGAGAGAGGGAGAUAAAAUGAUAACAGCUAAAGUUAGCGGAAGAGCCCUCAGCUUCACUCAGACUGGAUUGGCUGCUGGUCAGAAGUACAAGGUAUCAAUCAGAGGAGAGAGAGACGGGAAGAUGGGACCAGAGAACAACAUUGAGUUCACAACUGCUCCCUCUGGCUCCAUAUAUCUCCAGACAAGAGAUGCAACAGACUCAUCUGUCACUCUGUUCUGGACCCAACCUUCUGUCCAGUACAGCACCUACCACAUCACUUUCAAAAGUCAGAGAGAGGGAGAUAAAAUGAUUCAAGUCGAAAUAGAAGGGAGGCUCACCAGCUUCACUCAAACUGGAUUGGCUGCCAGUCAGAAGUACAAGGUGUCAAUCAGAGGGGAGAGAGAUGGGAAGAUGGGACCAGAGAGCACCACUGAGUUCACAACUGCUACCUCUGGCACUGUCCAUCUCCGGAGCAGAGAUAUAACAGACUCUUCUGUCAUACUAUUCUGGACCCAACCUUCUGUCCUGUACAGCACCUACCACAUCACUUUCAAAAGCCAGAAAGUGGGAGAUAAAAUACUAACAACAAAAGUUGGAGGGAGGCUCAACAGCUUCAGUCAGACUGGAUUGGCUGCUGGUCAGAAGUAUAAGGUAUCAAUCAGAGGAGAGAGAGAUGGGAAGAUGGGACCAGAGAGCACCACUGAGUUCACAACUGCUCUCUCAGGCUCGGUCCAUUUUAGGAGCAAAGAUAUAACAGACUCUUCUGUCACUCUUUUCUGGACCCAACCUUCUGUCCAGUACAGCACAUACCACAUCACUUUUAAAAGUCAGAGAGAGAGAGAGAAAAUGAUAACAGCUAAAGUUGGCGGAAGGGCCCUCAGCUUCACUCAGACUGGAUUGGCUGCUGGUCAGAAGUAUAAGGUAUCAAUCAGAGGAGAGAGAGAUGGGAAGAUGGGACCAGAGAGCAACAUUGAGUUCACAACUGCUCCCUCUGGCUCCAUAUAUCUCCAGACAAGAGAUGCAACAAACUCUUCUGUCACUCUGUUCUGGACCCAGCCUUCUGUCCAGUACAGCACCUACCACAUCACUUUCAAAAGCCAGAGAGAGGGAGAUAAACUGAUUCAAGCCGAAAUAGAAGGGAGGCUCACCAGCUUCACUCAAACUGGAUUGGCUGCCAGUCAGAAGUACAAGGUGUCAAUCAGAGGGGAGAGAGAUGGGAAGAUGGGACCAGAGAGCAGCACUGAGUUCACGACUGCUCCCUCAGGCUCUGUCCAUCUUAGGAGCAGAGAUAUAACGGACUCGUCUGUCACUCUUUUCUGGACCCAGCCCUCUGUCCAGUACAGCACCUUCCACAUCACUUUCACAAGCCUGAGAGAUGGAGGUGGAACAAUUCAAGCCAAUGUAGGAGGAAGGGCCCUCAGCUUCACUCAGACUGGACUGGCUGCAGGUCAGAAGUACAAGGUGUCAAUCAGAGGAGAGAGAGAUGGGAAGAUGGGACCAGAGAGCACCACUGAGUUCACGACUGCUCCCUCAGGCUCUGUCCAUCUUAGGAGCAGAGAUAUAACAGACUCGUCUGUCACUCUUUUCUGGACCCAGCCCUCUGUCCAGUACAGCACCUACCACAUCACUUUCACAAGCCUGAGAGAUGGAGGUGUAACAGUUCAAGCCAAUGUAGGAGGAAGGGCCCUCAGCUUCACUCAGACUGGACUGGCUGCAGGUCAGAAGUACAAGGUGUCAAUCAGAGGAGAGAGAGAUGGGAAGAUGGGACCAGAGAGCACCACUGAGUUCAUGACUGCUCCCUCAGGCUCUGUCCAUCUUAGGAGCAGAGAUAUAACAGACUCGUCUGUCACUCUUUUCUGGACCCAGCCCUCUGUCCAGUUCAGCACCUACCACAUCACUUUCACAAACCUGAGAGAUGGAGGUGGAACAAUCCAAGCCAAUGUAGGAGGAAGGGCCCUCAGCUUCACUCAGACCGGACUGGCUGCAGGUCAGAAGUACAAGGUGUCAAUCAGAGGAGAGAGAGAUGGGAAGAUGGGACCAGAGAGCACCACUGAGUUCACUACUGCUCCCUAUGUCUCUGUCCUUCUUCGGAGCAGAGAUAUCACAGACUCUUCUGUCACUCUUUUCUGGACCCAGCCUUUUGUCCAGUACAGCACCUACCACAUCACCUUUAAAAGCCAGAGAAAUGGAGAUGAAACUAGAACAGCAACAGUAGGGGGAAGGCUCACCAGCUUCACUCCGACUGGACUGGCUGCAGGUCAGAAGUACAAGGUGUCAAUCAGAGGAGAGAGAGAUGGGAAGAUGGGACCAGAGAGCACCACUGAGUUCACUACUGCUCCCUCAGGCUCUGUCCAUCUUAGGAGCAGAGAUAUAACAAACUCGUCUGUCACUCUUUUCUGGACCCAGCCCUCUGUCCAUUACAGCACCUACCACAUCACUUUCACAAGCCUGGUAAAAUGCCUUUGUAUACUCUGCAUUACUGCAAGGUUUUAA